Molecule: messenger RNA, 627 nt
Organism: Aspergillus pseudotamarii
Lineage: Eukaryota; Fungi; Ascomycota; Eurotiomycetes; Eurotiales; Aspergillaceae
Product: molybdenum cofactor guanylyltransferase
Exons: 1
Coding region: 1-627 (208 amino acids)
Source: RefSeq, a predicted model, not a curated record
AUGAGCGCACUUCAACCCCUCUUGCUUGCCGGCGGCCGCUCCUCGCGAAUGGGUAGACGGAAGGAAUUGCGACCCUUGGUACAUGAUAUACCGAUAUAUAUGCAUCUGUUGCGCAUCUUGGACCUGGCAUGUCCUCAUUCAUCUAUCGUCUAUCUAUCAUUGCGCAGUCCAGAUUGCCUGCGAGAUAUACUGAAUGACCCACGGGUUACGGAAGUGUCCCCGGGCAAGCUUGCCAUAGAGGUCGAUGGCUCAUCUACAUUAGUACAAGUAAUCUAUGACCGCCCUAGUGAUGAUUCUCUCAACACAGAGGACGAUAUGGGCCCAGCGGGAGGCCUCCUAGCCGCUCAUCGCUUUGAUGCGCAGGCUACUUGGCAGGUCGUCGCCUAUGAUUACCCGUUCUUGUCCGUGUCCGCCUUGCAUCACCUACAGCAUGAGAUGGCUGGUCCCGUUACCUGUUUCCAGAAUGCAGAUGGAUUCUGCGAGCCUCUCUUGGGUGUCUGGACUCCCGAAGCCAUGCACAUGCUUGAUCAGAAUGUCCAAAAGGGAUUCGCGGGCCAAAAUCAGUCAUUCGCCAGUGCUCUGGAAAGACGAUCCGGCCACGGAAUGAUAGGUGUUUGUUCAAUAUGA